CAAGGUUUUCUGGUUUCUCGCAACGAAUAAAGAAGAAUCUUCAGUUUAAUAAAACGUUGAUCCGAUGUACAAGUAUUGAAAAUACUUACUUCGAACCGAACGUAACGACAUCUCAACCUUUUGAAAACGAAGAAAAGUUUCAAACAAGGAAUCCGCAGUACUCUACUGAUUUGUAUUUUGCGUAGCAUCGAAGAUGGCGAGACGUUGUUGUCCACAACCGAUACAUUCCGUCGCAGCUAUUGCMAUGGCGGCAGCAAUAAUGGUCUCCUGUCUGUCACCACCAACGACGGCUUUUGUCUUUGGCUCUCGYCGCAGCAAUAACAGYGACUGGAACAGAAUCMAAACUCGGGGCAGCCGUGCAACAUUGCAACUCAGUUCCAUGAGGAAUUAUUUGGAUUUUGACAACUCUGGUGAAUCCGGAAUGGCGCCGACGUCUGACACCCACAACAAUCAGCAUCCACGACGACUUCCCAUUGUCGCUGGAAAUUGGAAACUUAAUCCUUCCACGGUGCAAGAAGCUACCACGCUACUCAAACUGUUGGCAUCCAACUUUGUCCACCAUCGAUCCUCUGCAGCGAAUACUCCAGAGGUUGUUGUGUUUCCACCCACCCCGUACCUCGAACGUGCCGUAACACUUCUGGAGGGGACGGGCAUCCAAGUGGGUGCGCAGACGAUUUCGAGCGAMUCCAAGGGUGCUUUUACCGGAGAAGUUUCUCCGUCGAUGGUAAGGUCACUGGGUUGUUCCUAUGUCUUGGUGGGUCAUUCCGAACGAAGGACUUUAUAUGGAGAAUCGGACGAACUCGUCAACGCAAAAAUCAAGCUUGCACUUCAGGAAGAUGCCGGCCUGUCGGUGGUUUUGUGUGUCGGGGAAACUCUGGAGGAAUAUGAAAGUAGCCUCCUGGAAAGCGUCAUCCACUUCCAGGUCACCAAGGCACUGAAUGGAAUUUCUUCUGUUGACGCUAGCACACGACUUGUCGUUGCGUACGAACCAGUCUGGGCAAUCGGAACCGGAAAGGUUGCUACUCCACAACAGGCCCAGACCGCCCAUGAGGUGGUGAGGGGRGCCCUUUCGGAGUUGUAUGGACCCGAGACGGCACAAACCAUCCGAAUCCAAUACGGUGGAUCUGUGACACCCGAUUCCGUUUCAGAACUCAUGGCAAUGCCCGACGUGGACGGGGCGCUUGUGGGAGGUGCCUCUUUGACAGCGGACGGAUUUUCGAGAAUCGUCGACGGCGCGGCAGCCACUAGCGAGGAGGAAAAAAAUUGGAGUCACCAGCAACAGCAAUUCCCGCCUAAGGAAUUGACAGCUCUUGAAGUUGUGUCGUGCAAAAACGUCCUCGGAGAGUCUCCCAUUUGGUCCGUUCGGGACCAGACUCUCUACUGGAUUUCCGCUCCRGAAGAAGAAGUUUGGGCCUGGAACAUGAUCGAYCCUCCCUACCGCAGAUUGUUUGGAACCACUAUUGGAUGYAUUGCCCUUAAGGCUGCAGAAAGCAGUGGUGCUGGUGGAAAUAUUUUGGUUGCAGGAGAAAGCGCCUUUCUUGAAACAACCAUGGGGAACAAUGACUUUUCCUCCACCAUUUUUUGCGAUCGACCCGAACAGCAAGAAACAACCCGACCAAACGAUGGUCGGGCGGACCGGGAGGGAAACCUGGUAGUUGGCAUGUACAACAACUAUCACCGAGCUGGCGCAUCGGAAGGGCAAAACAAUUGCGGUCUGUACAGACUCUGCCCGACCACACGAACUGUCCAAUCUCUCUUCCCCCCCGAAUAUAAAUACCGUGUGUCAAACUGCAUAUCCUUUUCGCCUGAUGGUGGAACUAUGUAUUUUUGCGACACUCCCACCCGCAAAGUGUAUGCCUUUGAUUAUCCCCAAACUACUGCCAACAAAAAUCAGCAUCARUAUUGCACAAAUCGGAGAUUGAUUUGGACGAUGCCUCCAAACUUGGCUGGUGGACCAGAYGGAGCCCAGGUCGACGCAGACGGCGGUCUUUGGAUGGCCCUCAGUGGGGCAGGCAUGGUCGUUCGGGUCCAUCCAGAUCGACCCGGAAUCGUAGAUUGUGUGGUCCAUUUGCCAGUGAAGUCGCCAACCUCGUGCACCUUUGGUGGUCCMAACCUGGACGAACUCUUUGUUACCACCAGGGGCCCCGAUGGCGGUGGCUUGUACAGAGUAAAAAUGCCAUUUGGGAUUCGUGGAUUGCCGGAACCAGAAUUYGGUGGUGGUACGGAAGCUGUGGCAGUAUCGGCGAACCUCAUGYUGGGAAGCUCUCGACCUGCUAGUAUKRAGAGUGCUUCACAACAACGAGAUCCACAGCACUYGCUCCCAACGUUUGGAAGCACCGACAGUACAGUAAGAAGCUAUCUCGAUUCGCUGUAGGUAUAGAAAAGGAAAUUCUACGCAGUAAUAGGUUCAAUCAACUGUCUCAAACUAU
This is a messenger RNA of Pseudo-nitzschia multistriata, 2429 nucleotides long. The record is from the annotation of a GenBank genome assembly. Lineage: Eukaryota; Bacillariophyta; Bacillariophyceae; Bacillariales; Bacillariaceae.